This is a messenger RNA of Cheilinus undulatus (humphead wrasse), 2927 nucleotides long. It is a transcript of the gene ccdc40, whose product is annotated as coiled-coil domain containing 40. The record is from RefSeq and is a predicted model, not a curated record. The transcript has 18 exons. Lineage: Eukaryota; Metazoa; Chordata; Actinopteri; Labriformes; Labridae. Gene Ontology annotation, cellular component: cilium; cytoplasm. Gene Ontology annotation, biological process: axoneme assembly; heart looping; epithelial cilium movement involved in determination of left/right asymmetry. The coding region runs from base 33 to 2927 and encodes 964 amino acids.
AGGACGAUGAGAGAGAAAGAGAGGAGGAAAGGAUGGAAAGCAACGGUCAGAAUGACAAUGACAGCAAAACACAGGAUGGAGAAAUUAUAGCUGUAGAAGACUGUGGAGCAACAUCACCACCUGCUCAAGAGGGACAGCCAGGACCAGAGCAAGAUGCCACAACCCUCCAUACUCACUCUGACCACAGUGGUACAGAUGAUUAUAUUACCACUGCAGCCUUUAAUUCAGUGCUGGAAAAUGUUCCCCAGGUGCCGCUGAUACCUGGUCUCUCAAACCUUAAUGAAUCAGGAGACAUGGAUGAUCAUGACCCACUGCCAGAAGAAGAGGAGGAGUUCAUUGUUCUUGACCCUGAGCAUCCCCUGUAUAAAAGAUACCAAGCUGCUCUUAACAUCCAGCUCAUGAAGCAGCUAGAGAGGCUUAACCAGGCUGUGGAGGAAAAGGUUGUAAGGGAAAAACACAAUCUAGAGGUACAAUGUGAGAUGUACAAGGUUCAGGAGCAGCUUGCCAGAGCCCAGGCCAGGCUGGAGGACCGCAAUCAUUCAAAGGACCUGGCUGAAGCCAAGCUCAGGCAGGCACUGGAUCAGCUGGAGGUGAUGAAGGCCCACUAUUCCAGUGUUAGCCGUAUGAAUAGUGAAGCCAAAGCCAAAGUGUCCAAACAACAGGCAGAGCUAGACAAGCUGAUGGCACAAGUGGUCUUCACACAAGGAGUCAGUGAGGAUUUGCACUCAAAUGUGAAAGUUAUGAAGAACGCUAGACGCAAAGCAGGAGAUGACAAGAAUCAGGCCGAGGAGCAGAAAUUGAAGCAGGAUAAGUACGUGAAGCGUCUAACGGAAGAAUUGGAGAGGGUAACGCAGCAGGGAGACAUGUAUGAUGCCCAGGCUAGCGCCCAAGCAGAAGAGACAAAGAGAGUCAAAGAGGCUCUCUCUAAGGCUCAGAUGGAAGUGGAGUCUCUGGCUAUGACUCGCAAGCAGUUGCUGCAGCAGUGGAACAGUAGCCUGGUGGAAUUGAGGAGACGAGAUGAGGCCUUCAGUGCAAUGCAGGAGGCCAUGGGAGCUGUCACAGACCAGGGGAUUUUACUGGACAGAGAGAUUGAUGGGUACAAGAAGUCUGUCACUGAAGAGCAGGAGCAAAAUGAGAUACUAACCAUGCAGCUUAACUGGUCCCAAAUGGAAUGCGACACUUUGAAAAAUCAGAUAAGUCAGAAGCAGGCCCAGCAAGAUGUUCUGCAGGCCCGCUACACCACCUGUCUUCGCACCCUGAAUGAGACUGAGCACACCCAUGCCAUGCUGUCUAAGGAAGCCAGUACCCUCCAGACUGAAGUGAAUGAUCAGAGGAAGCAGUUGGAAAAAGAGAGUGCCGUGCGUCUGGAGCUUGAGGACAAAAUCAUGACCCAUAUGCAACAGAAGCUCACCCACACCAAGGAUGCCAAAUACUCCCAAAGGCUCACUAGCAAGACAGCCGCUCUAAAGAGGGAAAAGGUCUCUCAGUUGUGCCAGCUGGAAAACAAUAUAGCAGCUGUGGAUCUUGAGACCACUGAGGUCAUCCAACAUCUGGACUGCCUGGCUCUCAUCCAGGAAGCCCUGGAUGAAGAGAUCACAAAGAGCAGCAAGAUACUGACAACCAGUGAGAAGAAGGCUUCUUCCCUUCUCAAACUCGUUGAGCAGAGAGAGACCAGCAUAACUAACUGUAACAAAAAAAUAGAUCAGAUUAUCGCCAGCACUGGGCAUGAGGACCUUAGUCCUCAGCAAAUCAAGAUAGAGGAAUUGAAGUCUCAGAAUGCAGAGCUGGAAGCAAGUAUAACAAGAGUCAAGCAGUUCUGGAGGCAAAAGCAGGAGAUACUAGAGGAGUUAAUCCAGAAGAUAGAAACCAACAGCAGGAAAAUGUUCAAACUGCAGCAAGAGUCCACACGAUUGCAAAAGGAGAAGAUCUGCUUGGAAAGUCAGUUGGCAAUAGAACAUCGUGAGGAGACGGAGCUGGAUAAGGAUACAAAGAUGCUGAAAAGAGACCUGCUGAAGCUCAACACUCUGAUCGGCAAGAAUGCGCAGCUUAGCGUGUCACUAGAGCAGGAGAAUGAACUGAUGGAGACAGACUUCAUGCACAGACUAAAGGAUGCUGAACGGGAGUGCACUGAGAUGCAGAUGAAAUACGAGAAAACCCAGGAGGAAAACGAGACACUCCUCAACUGUCUGCUGGAAGUUCAGCAGCAGAUAAUGCUUUGGGAGAAGAAGAUCCAAAUUCUUAAAGAAACUCGUUCUAUUGUGAACAGGGAAAGCCAGGGAGAGGUCCAGGAAAUGAAGGCUGAGAUACGCCGUAUGGAGAUUCGACUCGACCGACUGAUGAAGCAACGGGAGCGACUGCUUAAAGAAAGUGAAGCAACAGUGACAAGGAGGGAGAAUUUAGUGUUACGCAGAGAGGCCAUGGUCUACAAUCCCAGUAAACAGCGAGAAAAGAAUAGAAAAGGCGAUCUUGAGCGCAGAAUACAGGGGCUGCAGCGCAAGGUCCGGGACACACACAAGAAAGUGGGUGAGUGUGACCAGGAGAUCAGGAACCUAGAGGAGAGCAAGGUGAGCCUGAGCAACAGGAUUACACAACAGGAGCAGAAGUUGGAGGAUCUCCGCAGAACCAACUUCGAUCUGGAACAUGAGAUUGUUCAUCUCCAGGACACCAAAGACUGUAACCUGUAUCGCCUAGUAGCCCUUCAGGGCCGGGCCAAGAAGUUGCAGCAGGUGAAAGAGGGCACCUUCCGAGCUGUAUCCAGACCUGAAUCCAUUGAUGCUCCUUUGCAAAGAGGGAUGGAGCGUGUGCAUGCUGUCAACACCAUCGUGCACCGCGUGUGUCAGGAAUCCCCUCAGCACCAGGGGGCACUGCGUAGGCUGUCACUAUCGUUGGCAGCUAACAUACCACUCCUGGAGAAGGAGAUGUCCUGA